AUGGAAAAUUUGGAAGACGAUGUUCCUCAGGAAGUGACAACUGCCUUGGCAGUUACAACAACAAUAACAACAACACCCUCCCCAAACAAUCAGUCGGUGACAACAACCAUGUAUCAACAAAGUGUUUCCCAAGCUAAUGAUGAUGAUUUGGAUGAAUCGGUUGUCAUCAUUGAACCCCAUAUUGAUGUUGUGGAUCUAACAGAGGCACCCACAACCAGUGCUGGCACUGGUGGUAGUGCUGCUGCCAUGGGUUUAUUAAAACCCAAAAUCGAAAAUCCUUCAGGUUCCAAGGAUGCCACCUCAAUGACCUCCUCCUCAACAAAUGAAAAUCCUUCAACAUCAAAUUUAAUGUCAUCAGCUGAAGCUGAUGCAGCAGCAGCCCUUGCUGCCAUUUGCAGUGGUUCCUCCGGGGCCAAUGUAAGCAGCAGUAGUAGUGGUACAUCGACCACCACCACCAAUCAAUUGGAAUGUCCUAUUUGUUUACAGACCUGCAUACAUCCGGCUCGUUUACCUUGUGGUCAUAUUUUCUGUUUCUUAUGUGUCAAAGGUGUUGCCUAUAAAAAUCGUCGCUGUGCCAUGUGUCGACGUGAAAUUCCCCCCGAAUUCCUGGAUCAUCCACAGCUGGUGAAUGGCAUUGAGGAUAUUUGCAGUACCCGGGCCACUGACGAUGGCUAUCAGUGGUUCUAUGAGGGUCGUAAUGGUUGGUGGCAAUACGAUGAUCGCACUAGUCAAGACCUUGAGGAGGCUUUCAAAAAAGGCGAACGUUCCUGUACCAUUUUGGUGGCCGGCUAUGUCUAUAUCGUGGACUUUGAUGCCAUGAUCCAGCAGCGUCAAAAUGAACCGGCCCGCUGCCGGCGGGUCAAACGUGAUUUGGCAACAAUACCCAAAAAAGGUGUAGCUGGUCUACGCAUUGAGGGUAAUACGGUGACAACAGAUUCGAAUUUUGCCCAGCAGGUCUAUCGUCAAAGUCGAUACCACAACGACGACCUGGAUCUCCAUGAAAAUGCUUUAAUCGGUGCUCACAAUAUGGAUGCCAACACGCCACAAGGAGGUCCCUUGCGAUUAUCCUCCUACGGCUUAGGUGGUUAUGUUAUUAAUCCCAGUGAAUUGGUAUCCACAGCGGCUGCAACAGAUGCCGCUCUACGGAUAGCUAGUGAUAUAAUAGGUUCCACAUUGGCACAUGCCGAUGAGCUGACACGUUCCACGACAACAAAUGCCGGACAACAUAUG
Musca vetustissima is the source of this 1230-nucleotide messenger RNA. RefSeq names its product E3 ubiquitin-protein ligase rnf146 (gene Rnf146). Gene Ontology annotation, biological process: ubiquitin-dependent protein catabolic process; Wnt signaling pathway. NCBI's taxonomy places the organism in Eukaryota, Metazoa, Arthropoda, Insecta, Diptera, Muscidae. The annotation marks the transcript as partial. The transcript has 5 exons. Gene Ontology annotation, cellular component: nucleus; cytoplasm. The record is from RefSeq and is a predicted model, not a curated record. Gene Ontology annotation, molecular function: zinc ion binding; ubiquitin protein ligase activity; poly-ADP-D-ribose binding.